AUGAUUGCGCUAUCAGACUUCGCAACAUAUGUCGCCUUGACGGUAUCAAUCAUUUUUGUCUCUCGGUUUCUGUGGAAUUACAUCCGCUCCCCAUUGAAAUCAUUUCCUGGCCCUGCUGCGACUGGUUUCACCAAUAUUUGGCGGAUGCGAGAUGUCUAUAAAGGACGUUGUGAUAUCACACAGAAUGCGCUGCACCGCAAAUAUGGAUCCGCCGUUCGAAUGGGACCCAAAAUGCUCAGUCUUUCUGAUCCGAACUUGAUCGGACAAGUGUAUAACACUAAGAGUCCAUGGCUGAAGAGUGAUAUGUACAAUGUGAAUGAUGUCGUUGUCUCAGGACUUCGCUUGAAGAACCUCUUCUCUACGCAGGAUGAAAAGUGGCACUCGACUUUUAUUCGUCCUAUCAAUAGUCUGUACUCUAUGAGCAGAGUUCAAGAAGCUGAGCAUAAUGUGGAUAUCACCAUUGAGCUCUUUCUCGAAAAGCUGCGUAUCAAUUUCGUCCAUCCUGACAAGCUGUGUGAAAUGUCAGACUGGUGUAACUUUUUUGCAUGGGAUGCUAUGAGUCAAGCCACAUUCUCACAAGAUUUGGGCAUCCUUGAGGCUGGUAGUGACUAUAAGGGAUUUUUGGGAAGAUCCAAUCAAACACUUGACUAUUUUUCUUCGAUAUGUCAAAUCCCAUUGUUGGAUUUGCUCCUUGAUAAGAACCCAAUCAUGCGCAUCGGACCACCAACCUUUGUCUGGGCCAAUAUCUUCAGUCUAGAGAAACUCCAAGAGCGCUACCAAGAGCGCAGCAAAAACGCAGUCCCAAAGGUUGACUUUUUAUCGAAGUUCCUGGAAAUCAAAGAGAAGAACCCCGAGCUUGUGGAUGACAACGUCGUCAUUUUGUGGCUCCUCUCCAACGUUCUCGCGGGCAGCGAUUCCACUGGAAGCACCAUUUGCGCCACAAUCUUCCACGUUCUCAAGAAACCCGCCGUCUACAAAAAGCUCUGCGCCGAACUUCGCGCAGCGAAUCUCUCUUUACCCGCGAAAUGGAAAGACAUUCAAGGACUGGAGUACCUGGAAGCCGUCAUGCGCGAGGCUAUGCGCGUUCACCCCGGCGUUGGACUUAUACUAGAACGCGUCGUUCCCAAGGGUGGCCUGACUCUUCCUGACGGCCGGUUUGUACCAGAGGGAACCAUUGUUGGAAUGAAUCCGUGGGUCAUUAAUCGGAACGAGACAGUGUUUGGAGCCAAUACGGAGGAGUUUAUCCCUGAGCGCUGGUUACAGGGUUCUGAAGAGUCCGACGAGACGUAUCAAGCGCGAUUUAAGAAGAUGAAGAGUACCGAUUUUACAUUUGGUGCUGGAUCGCGGACUUGUUUGGGACGACACAUGUCGCAGUUGGAGAGCUUUAAGCUCAUUGCGACUCUGUUCAGUACCUUUGAUAUGGAGCUUCCGAGCCUUGACCACCAGUGGCAGGUUACCAAUUCGUGGUUUUUGCGACAGACUGAUGUUCCUGUUCGCCUGAUGGAGCGCCGGGACCAGGACCAGAAGGUUACUGAGAUUUCUUGUCUUCUCUAA
This is a messenger RNA of Penicillium malachiteum, 1554 nucleotides long. RefSeq names its product cytochrome P450. Gene Ontology annotation, molecular function: oxidoreductase activity, acting on paired donors, with incorporation or reduction of molecular oxygen; iron ion binding; heme binding. Bases 1 to 1554 code for a protein of 517 amino acids. The record is from RefSeq and is a predicted model, not a curated record. Lineage: Eukaryota; Fungi; Ascomycota; Eurotiomycetes; Eurotiales; Aspergillaceae. The transcript is spliced from 5 exons.